Molecule: messenger RNA, 1281 nt
Organism: Komagataella phaffii GS115
Lineage: Eukaryota; Fungi; Ascomycota; Pichiomycetes; Pichiales; Pichiaceae
Exons: 1
Coding region: 1-1281 (426 amino acids)
Biological process (GO): autophagy; protein autophosphorylation; autophagosome organization
Cellular component (GO): cytoplasm; autophagosome
Molecular function (GO): ATP binding; protein serine/threonine kinase activity
Source: RefSeq, a predicted model, not a curated record
AUGGUAAAAAAAGAAGGCCAACAGUUUUUUCCCUCUUCGGGAUUGUUUUCACCGGUCUCUGAGUUGCCGUCUCCAGUUUCAGAUUUAUUCUUAGUCAAGAGGCGUCAGAAUGUAUCAUUAUUUAGUACCACAAAAUCGCAAAGAACGGUGUCCGAGUUUCGGAAAGAAUACUUGAACGCCCACUCUAAAAGACAGGUAUCUACACCCACUGAAGUUACAGAACAACCAGAUGAUUAUGCGGAACAAACUGAAGGGAUUCAAUUGAUUCCAGGGCCCAUUCAGGAGAAAAAAAAAUUAACUGUAGAAGUAGACAGGUUUCCCAACUUUUUUUUAACUCUCAAAGAUGGAUCCCAGCAUUUAUUUUAUGGAAUCCAGGAUUUGGGUGAAGGAUCAUUCAGCAAGAUAUAUCUUGCGCAGACCGUUGAACUUCCAGAUCCUGUAGCACUCAAAGUGUUCACUAGAAUUGUAGAAUCUACCAGCUACACGAAUAGUACCAAAGAACGACAGGAGAUAUCUACCAGUCGAGAAAUACAGCUACUAAGUAAAUUGGAUCAUGAAAAUAUUGUGAGAUAUAUUGGAUGCAGUGUCACGGACAGCUGUUCUAUUUUAGCUCUCAACUACUGUAAAGGAGGUGAUCUUUAUCAGUUUUUGGUGGAGCAUCGAAACGAGCUACAAAUGAUUGUUGUCCAAAAAUUGACAACGGAUAUAGUGAUGGCUAUACGCUACCUCCAUCAUAAUAACAUCGUUCACCGAGACAUCAAGUUGGAAAAUGUAUUAGUUAAUUGUACUUACGAAGAACUCAAAAAAAUGUACGAGGACGAGACAUUAGGCACCAAGCCAUUACUACAAGUAACUGAUUUCGGACUGGCCCGUGAGAUCAGCCCAGAAAACCCUAUGCUGACAACAAGAUGUGGAUCAGAAGAUUAUGUUUCUCCUGAAUUGCUUAUGGGUAUGCCCUAUGACGGGCGGCAGUCUGACUGCUGGUCUCUGGGAGUGCUUUUUUAUGCUAUUUUUGAGGGUCGAUUGCCCUUUGACCCUCCCCCUUCAUAUGGCGACCACAACAGGGUGGUUAGUUCUGCUAGUUAUAAACGUAGAGCAAAGGCUUCUCACCGAAUCGCUUUAAUGGAUUGGUGCUGGUUUUUAUUUGAGUCGGUUGGAGACGAAUGGGAGAACGCGAAAGUUGUCGUUCAAAAUUGCCUUUGUAGGAGGGAUUCCAGGUGGGAUAUUGAUCAAAUCUAUGAUAGCAAGUGGUGUCAGCCUUUUCGCACAUUUUCGGUUUAG